GAGAGAACUGGAGAGAACUCGACCACGUGAAACUAAAAAUCGUAAACAGUCGGCGGCUUACUGUUGCUAUCAAGCACAAGAGCGUUUUAUACGUUUUAUAUUUGAAGAUAUAAAUUUUAACGCAAGACGGCCAUGGUUGAUGAGCAAGAGCAUUCAGGAAGCGAUUCCGAGGACAAUUUGGACACUGAAGAGGAUAAUGGAGACCAGGAAGAGACGGAUGACUCAGACGAAGAAAAAUCCCUGCCGAAAAAGCGGCCCUUGCCUGCCAACGUCACAGAAGCUGGUGAGAGCAAGAAAAGGAAGCUGAAAAAGGAGCUGUUCAAGCCCCCAACUGCUGAUGAAAUGACCCAUUUGAGACAAACAGAAAAUUUGUUUCACUCAAAUCUAUUUCGCCUGGAGAUUGAUGAGAUGAUGAAGGAAAUCCAAGUGAAGGAAAAAGUAGAAAAAAGGUUUCAAAGCUGGUUUUCUCAAUUGCAAGUGUUCUUGGACAAUCUGAAGAAUUCAAAAGAGUUUCCCAUCUCGGACUUGAAGUGGUUGAAGGGAUUCAAUGUGACUCUGCCCAUCAAGCUGGACCCGUCCAAGUUUUCUGGCAGCUUUUGUUUCGUGAAGCCAACUGAUCUUUCGGUUGUCGGUUCUUUUGCCGCAAAAUGUUGCUUGGGGCCAAACUUGGAAAUUGACGUCAGGGUGGAGAUGCCAAAGGUUGUCUUUUUGAGAUCAGACUUUCAAAACCAGAAGUAUAUAUUGAAGAGAGCGUUGUAUGUGUGUUACAUUUGCUCAAAGCUGCAAAAAAGUGAGCUGGCAGACGAAGUGGAGUUUUCUCUGUUAGAAGGAGACCCUUGGAAGCCCAUUUUGGUGAUUAAGAAUGGAGAAAAGUUAGGAAAACGCGUACAAGUUCGACUUCUGUUCGUUCCUGAAGCGGAAUGCUUCAAAUUGACCCAACUCGCGCCUGAAAAGGUCAACAUCAAGACCAAAUGGGCCACUGGAAAGGAACCAGAAGAUGGUCUUGAGCUUCCGAGCACGUAUUACAACCGCAGCGUGGCCGUGGACGUUGCUCUGACGGAGAACGAGCAGUGGCGCUUGGAAAAGAUGCAAGAGCAGAAGAGCUUGUCAGAGGGCAUCAUGCUGCUGAAGGUUUGGCUGCGGCAGCGCGGACUUGAUCAAGGCUAUGGAGCCUUUUCUGGCUACAUCAUGAGCAUGUACGUGGCGUACUUGCUGAAGGGAAAGAAGCUCAACAACGCGAUGAGUAGCUAUCAGGUCAUCCGCAACACCUGGAACCAACUGUCCCGAGAGGAUUGGACUCAGAAGGGAUGCACCCUGUGCCCUAAGGAGAUUGGACCACAAGCCUCAGACUUUCAUUUAUUUUUUGAUGUUGUAUUCAUGGAUGUUACUGGCUAUGUCAAUAUUUGUGGGAACAUGAGCAGCGAAAUCUUUCAGCAGGUGAGACGGGAGAGCGCUUUGGCCAUCAAAUACCUGGAUGAUCAUGGCAUCAACAGUUUUUCUGCGCUCUUCAUGACUAAUUUGCCGUUUUACAGGCAGUUUGACCACAUUGUGAGUUUUGACGCUGCAUCAGUGCGUAAAGCAGAGCAGCAGCUAGACAUCCCUGCGCGUUUGGACGCCAGUGGUCCGUGGUUCACGCAUCUUGGCAUUGUUGGCGUACUUCGACAGGCAUUGGACGCGCGCGUCCAUUUGAUGUGUCCGCAACUGGAAGCAGUAGGCACAUGGUCGCCGGUCGACGGGCCUCCGAACCCGUCGGAGCGGCCAUUCGUGCUCGGCCUGGCGCUCAACCCUGAGCACGCGCUCGCCCUGCUGACUAAGGGGCCGGCGGCCAACCUGCCUGAGGCCAAGAUCUUCCGUAACUUCUGGGGUGAGCGGUCCGAGCUGCGCCGCUUCCAGGACGGCAGCGUGUGCGAGGCCGUCGUCUGGGCUAGCGCUGGAGGCAUUGCCAAACGCCGACUCGUCUGCAGGGAGAUCGUCUCCUAUGCCGCCCAGAAGCACCUUGGCGUCGACAACCUCUUGUACAUCGCUGACCAGCUGGAAUCUGUGUUGCCGCUUGGUCUUGGUGAAGAUGGUGCUUUGGCAGUUGCAAAGGCUUGCGACGCUCUCGGCCGUCAACUGAUGCAGCUAGAAGGGCUCCCUUUGGACAUUUCCUCGGUCCAGGGUGCUGCACCUUCUCUGCGAUACUCAGACCCCUUUCCGCCUGCCCCUUAUAUGGCUUUCAAAAGUAAAGAUGCCUUCGACACUGUUGCGAUGAAGACCAGCGAAUGCAAAAAUAAAUUCAUCAGUCCCAUUCCAGUCGUGUUGAACUUGGCCCUGAGCAACAAGUGGCCGGAAGAUUUGGAAGCCGUGCGCCGCAUCAAAGCCGCAUUCUACAUCAAAAUCGGCGAAUGCCUAAAGCAGCAGCUGAACAUCAUUUCUCAGCCGUUCCCUACGCACAUCAAUGUGCUCAAGGAUGGGUUCAUUUUCACGCUCAAAAUGUACCACGCAAGAGAAGUGUCUCUUCUGAAGGAAACCACUACGCCACAAGGCUUGAUCCGUUACAGGGACACAGAAGAAUCGCUCUCUCUGGAAAUGCAGUAUGUGCACCUGCCAAAGCUGACCUCCGCACUCCACGGGUUGCACAUGAGCCACCCGUGCAUGGGUCCGGCAAGCUGCCUUGCAAAGCGCUGGGUUUCAUCGCAUCUGUUGCUCGACGAUACCUUGAUGCCUGAGUUAUGCGUCGAACUGCUGAUGGCCCACCUCUUCCUCUCGCCAGCGCCAUAUCAGCCGCCGAUCCAGCCACAGACAGCGUUUGUCAGGUUCCUUCAGCUGCUCGCGAGAGCCCCGUGGACGUCAGAACCAAUUAUUCUCAACUUCAGAGAGGAAAUCACAAGGCAAGAAAUAAUUGAGAUCGAAAAUAAAUUUAACAGUGAGAGGAGCACUCUGCCGCCAUUGUUUGUCGUCACUCCAGAAGCUCGUUCUGGCACUGUGUUGACGAAACACGCGCCCAGCAGUCAAGUCCUCUACCGACUCACUCAACUGGCCAAAGCCUCGCUGCAAACGCUGGACAAAGAACUCUUGACUAAUGAAAACUUUGACUACAAGCUCAUUUUCCGCACGCCAAUGAAUAUUUUUGACGUUGUGAUUAGCCUGCACAACCAGCUGACCAGAAAGGACGAGUCUUUGGACGCAACUCACGUGGACAGGCCAAAAACAAUACCUGAUCAGGCUAACAGAAUUCCAGUUGUUGGGCUUGAUUACGUCCAGUGCUUCUUGAAAGAUUUGAGGGAAUCUUACUCGGACUACGCUUUGUUCUUCUGUGAUCAACACGGAGGCUGCCAGAUUGGAGUCUUGUUCAAGCCUAAUGUUUUGAAGCGCCAGGAGUUUGCGGUCUCUCACACGAAUGGACACAUUCCAAAGCCGCCAAAACAGAUGGAGUUUAGCCAGGAUUUAUUUAUCGAAGAUGUCAAAAUCUUGGGCGAAGGAAUAGUUAAAUCCAUCACGAUUAAGGACUAAAGUGGAUGUAUUUGAG
Molecule: messenger RNA, 3508 nt
Organism: Cloeon dipterum
Lineage: Eukaryota; Metazoa; Arthropoda; Insecta; Ephemeroptera; Baetidae
Gene: Mat89Ba
Product: nucleolar protein 6 Mat89Ba
Exons: 17
Coding region: 133-3492 (1119 amino acids)
Biological process (GO): tRNA export from nucleus; rRNA processing
Cellular component (GO): CURI complex; UTP-C complex; small-subunit processome
Source: RefSeq, a predicted model, not a curated record